UAUGUGGACUUUUACGGUGAACCCGGUCCUACUCUUGACUUCAGUAAUGGUGGCAAACAAGGCUAUGUUAUAUACAAACAAACACACAUGGGACUAAUUACCCUUUUGUCACCGCUCUUAUUCUUUGCACCUGAUAUACAUUGUGCUACCCUUUACGAAGUCUGGAGCGAUGGUAUCUCUAAAAUGGAAUGGAACUCUACAGAUAAUAUAAAACAUCUACAGGCUACUGUAUUGCUCAAUGCCAACAUCGCAUUCCUGGCCAUUCAGAGCAUUGACGAAUCUAGUGUUUAUAAGGGAUGUUCACCCGCUCAAAUAGCGAGCUAUGUGUCAACGAUUAUGAGCAUUGGCAGUGUAACUAUGGGCUUGCUUUUACUGCAGAAGAAUUGUCACAAAUCUCGUGAUUACAACCGCACCUCAGUAAGCUAUGUCUUCUAUCACUUGAGACUUGGCCUAGAGACCCUGGCUAUAAUGUACAGCUUACCUUGGGCAUGA
Messenger RNA from Desarmillaria tabescens, 492 nucleotides. RefSeq lists its product as uncharacterized. Lineage: Eukaryota; Fungi; Basidiomycota; Agaricomycetes; Agaricales; Physalacriaceae. The record is from RefSeq and is a predicted model, not a curated record. The annotation marks the transcript as partial. The transcript has 3 exons.